UUCCAUAAACCCUAAUUCCAUCAACCACAAAGAUGAAGCUCCUUUUCAUCCCUAUCAUCCUUUCCUUCAUUACCAUAGCCACAGCAGACACCAUCGCCGUCCUCGACACCGAUGGCGAUGUGCUAAAGCCCGGCAUUGAGUACUACAUAGUGCCAGGGAUCACUGAUGUGGCCGGAGGGCUCACACUAGCAAGCAGGAAUGGUUCAUGCCCUCUCAGUGUAGCUCAAGCUCCCCGGGGAGGAGGUGAUGGUUUCCCGGUGAUCUUCACUCCUGCAAACCCUAAUGCAAAGACUGUUAACAUUGGAGAAGAUACAAACAUAGCAUUUUCAGCUGUGACUAUAUGCAUUCAGUUGACGGUAUGGAGGCUCACUGGUCCCGAUGAAGUCUCCAAAUGGUUCUAUGUUUCGACGGGAGGAGUGACCGGGAACCCGGGAAAAAAUACAUUGAGCAACUGGUUCAAGAUAGAGCAGUACAUGGGUGUUUACAAGCUUGUGUUUUGCCCAGGUGUGUGUGAUGUUUGUAGGCCUGUUUGUGGGGACUUGACUAUUGAUGUUGUUGGAGAUCAACGUUGGUUGGCUUUGAGCAGAGGCAGUGAGAGAGCAUUUCCCUUCAUGUUUAAGAAGGCAUGAAGUGAAUAAUAACCAUUAUAUAUAUAUAUAUAUAAUGAUUUAAUAAAAUAAUUUAAUAAACUUGGUCUUUAUAUGAUGUAUUACCAGUAUUAAUUAAUUGUUGGUGUUUAAUUGUAAUCGUUUAAUGAUUUUCUA
This is a messenger RNA of Dioscorea cayenensis subsp. rotundata (Guinea yam), 764 nucleotides long. RefSeq names its product miraculin-like. The record is from RefSeq and is a predicted model, not a curated record. The coding region runs from base 33 to 629 and encodes 198 amino acids. The transcript has a single exon. Gene Ontology annotation, molecular function: endopeptidase inhibitor activity. Lineage: Eukaryota; Viridiplantae; Streptophyta; Magnoliopsida; Dioscoreales; Dioscoreaceae.